Prorocentrum cordatum is the source of this 1117-nucleotide messenger RNA. The record is from the annotation of a GenBank genome assembly. Lineage: Eukaryota; Dinophyceae; Prorocentrales; Prorocentraceae.
AUGGCGGUCGAGGUCGACUUCGAGUGCCGCGGGUGCCGCCGGGAGCUGUGCGCGCGGCGGCCCCUGCGGGACGGCCUGCUGUGGCCGCGCUCGUUCCGGCACCGGUGCCCCGCCUGCCCGGAGCUCCGCUACUCGCUGCUCCUGAAGGCCAACGCCCUCUGCUACAGCGUCUCCUGCGCCGGCCCCGCCUCGCGCCCUCCAGACUCGCCUUCGACGCGGCCUUCCGGGCGCCGUCGCCCGCCAACGGUGGCUCCCAGGCAGGGCCCGCCGCCCUGGCGCCGGAGGUCGCCAAGGAUCGCUGUUCCUGCAGAGGCACGCCGAGGCGGCCGCGGCGCUGCUGCCGAGGCUGCUGUCGCGUCUCUGCCCCGUCGACCCGUGCGAGGCGGCCUUGCUGAGCGCCGAGCUGACGGCCUCGACGAGGCACGGCGCGCUGGCGGUGCACGCCAACGUCGGCUUUCAGAGCCCAGGUGCCCGCUCCGGCUACGUGCGCGAUCGGCUGGCGCAGAGGAGCAGGCAGCUGGGCGCGGCUCUGCUGCAGCGCGCCGUGGCGCCGCUGCUGGGGCCGCGCGCCUGGCCGCUGCGGGCCGCAUCCUUCGGCGGCGGCCCCGGCGAGUGCGCACUGUCACUGGCGCUGGUCCGGCGGCUCCUGUGCGCCGGCCCUGGCCCGCGGCUGCACGUGGACAUCCUGGACCUCGAGGAGGGCUGGGCGGGCUGCGUCCGCUCGCUGGCCUCCGAGCUGCGCGGCCUGGGGCUGCUGGGUGCGGAGGAUCAGAGGUGGCCUUCGGGAGCGCGGACGUGGCGCGACCCCUGGACAGCGUGGCCAACGCAGGGUUGCUGGAGAGUGCGGGACGCUGGGACCUCCUCGUCUUCUCGUACGUGCUGGUCGAGAACAUGCAGGCCGUCCGCGCGGGGGGCUUCGCCUUCCUGCGGGACCUCCUCGCGGUCGCGCCCGAGGGGGCCGUGUGCGUCGUCCGAGGACUCGUCCACCCAGCCCUACGCGGAGCUCGAGGAGGUGGCCAGGGAGUACGGCAUGGUGUCCUGGCCGCUGGCGCGGGUGCAAAGUGGUCAGGGCGCUCUGCCGCGGAAUUGCCUCGUCAUGGCGCGGGAGGCUGCGCGA